CAGCAAAUCUUCAACGGUCAGAGCGGCUAAGGAGUUUUCAGUCUAGCGCAAAGAUCUGUAAACAUGGCUUCGAAAGUGCUACAGUACUCAGCAGAAACCCCUUCAAUUAUGGAUCCAAUUGAUCUCAAAAACAAAAUGAACGAUUCGAUUCUAAAUAGCGAGGAAAUCACCGAUGAUGAGGCUAUGGAAGAUGUUACACCGUGCUCUUCCGCGAAGAAGAAAGCAGUGUCGCGCAAGAAAAUGUUUGGAUCACAAGACGAAGAAUAUGAUAAAAAAUAUUCUGACUCAGAGGAUGACGAUCUAAGUGACACGACUUCGUGUAAAGAUGGCGAAGAAAACGCGGUAGCGAAGAAAAAGAGGAAAGCCAGUACCUCUUCGGUUGACAAUGAAGAUAAUAUUACCCCAUUAAAACAGCCUAAGACAGAAAGGGAACAAAAGGUUAAAAGAAAAUUAGCUCUUGGACAGCUGGUCCAUAACAGAAAGAAUCAACAGAAGGGGAUAUUGAGCAAGAAUGUUGAUGCUGCAGACAGUUCAACCAAAGAAUCUGAGUUCAGUGAUUCAGAUAGCAGAAGCUCUAGGGAUGAAUCAGACCUUGACGGGUUUGUUGUGGAAGACUCCCAAAGUCAAGACUUGGUGAAUGGUUUACUGGAAAAUGAUGAAGGAUCUGAAGAUGAGGCAGAUCUUAAGGAUUUUGUUGUAGAUGAAGACUCCGAAGGUCAAAACUUGGUAAACAGUACAGUGCCUGCUUUUACCAUGGCUUCACAUUUGUUGCUCGACGAGGACCAAAAAUUUGGAAUGCUGGUUGAAAGUCUCUUAAGAAGCAUUGUGGAUGCAUCACAUGAAGGAGAUGAUGAUGAUUUUAAGAGGGCCCAAACACAUUGGGAAAGAUUGAUAAACACUAAAAAAGAAAGUCAAGUGGGAAGCGACGCAUGGAGAGAUUAUAAAGAAAUGUUGAUGAAUUGUCCGGUGGUGAAAAUCAUACCUCUCACACAAACAUUAAAGGGUAAAUGUGAAGCAUGUUUGUUGCCUCGAUCUCUGACACAAUGUAUGGUCUGUUAUGAAGAGCCUGAUGGAGAGGUUAAAAAGGAAUUUCAAGUUGGUUGCUUUUGUGCGGAAAGAGGGUCUCUCUAUCAUGAACUUCACCAUUACAAGCAGCACCUGAAGGAAAGUUGCUCUGAAAAGAUAAACAAGGUGCGACGCGAGGCAGGAAUUCAAGCGCCCGAAGAAAUUGUUAAAAAGUGUCUCGAUGAUGAAAAGUGGCUGGAUUUGCUGUUUAGUAAUUUCCAGUCAACUUUGAAUGCUGCCGAUAGAUGGGCAGUUGAUGGAGAUAAAGCACUGGCCAUGAAGAAUUAUUGUAAGAGUUUUGUCAGUUAGGCAUGCCGUGCUUACUGUUCACACUUGUGUAACAAGAGGUUUUCGAUUCAUCUGGUAAACUGACGAUUUUGUCUCCUUGAAGAACUGAGUUAGGUUUCUAGUUGGGUGACCCCGAAUCAUAGAUUGAUUAAGGAACAUUUGCCAAUUUUAAACGAUUUUAAUGCUCUCACAUUGCCUCAAGGGUAGAAAUAACACCACACUUUCCCAGCUUUAGUGUAAUGAUAGGAUUUUUAGUAAUCAAGUUUUUAUGCUAGCGCUAAAAAUAUAUAUAAAAUUCAACGUAGAAACUGCGAGAUUAUGCUAAGUUCAGCAAUGCAUAAAUUUUACCAGUUCCAAAAAAAUCAGCCGUAAACAGUUGUUAUUAGAUCAUAACUGUAAUUAGUGUUAAACUGAAACCGUCAUCUGAGCUUAUUGAAAGCGAUUAAUCUUGUAAAAGGGGAAAUUCCUGUUGAGCCAAUCGUUGUAGUAGGUUACGUGAUCCUUUAGGUAAUUCAUAGCAUUACCUAAUCCUUUGUACCUUGGGCUUAAAUAGAGCUGUUUUGUAGAGCUUUCUUUGGUCAAAAGUGGAAAGGAAACAGUCAGCUGAAUGGUGCUUGCAGAAUAAAUCUACGUUGGAGCCGACUUUGUUGUUGGUAGUCAUUGUCU
Molecule: messenger RNA, 2019 nt
Organism: Pocillopora verrucosa
Lineage: Eukaryota; Metazoa; Cnidaria; Anthozoa; Scleractinia; Pocilloporidae
Source: RefSeq, a predicted model, not a curated record